ACAAUAACAAUACGUACAAAAUCUACAACAAUUUCUUUAAAGUAAAGCCUCUACCCCUUUUCCGGUCUUCACUCACAAACCCUAAAUUUUUUUAAUUAUCUUCCAUCUCCCACUCAUUUCUUUGAUGCUGCUUUUCUUAAUUUCCCAUAUUUAUCUGUAGAUUUUGUGGAAGGGCAAAUCGGUAAUUAUAUGAAUUAUGUCGGGAUCUGAAACCGGAACCGUCAUGACGACGCCGUUUAGCAGCGUCGCCGGCCAUAAUUCUCCGUCGUCACAAAACAUGCGGCUUUCGUAUACCUCGGACGGCGCAGCCACUUACACGCCGCUUCCGAACGCACCUCCCCAGUAUCAGCUCCCCUCCGACCCCGCCGUCGAAGCGCCGCCCAUCACCGCCGUGCAGCCGCCGCAGCAGCAGAACAUGAAUGUGAAUGUGAUGGGUGAGGUUGUGAAGAAGAAGAGAGGGAGGCCCAGAAAGUAUGGGCCUGAUGGGUCAGUGGGCUUGUUGACCCACUCUUCUGCACCACCUGCUAAUUUUUCUGGUGGGCCCCUGUCAUCGCCGCCGCUGCAGUCCCCGCCGUCGCAGAAUGUUGUAGCUUCUGCCUCGGGAUCUUCACCCAAGAAAGGCAGGGGUAGACCACCUGGUUCCAAAAAGAAGCAGCAUUUGAAUAAUGCCUUGGAUUCUAACUUUGCAGCAUCACCAGGAAUUGGAUUCACUCCACACAUUAUUGAUGUCAAAGUUGGAGAGGAUGUAUCAUCGAAAAUAAUGGCAUUUUCUCAGAACGGUCCUAGGGCUGUAUGCAUUUUAUCAGCAAAUGGUGCCAUAUCGAAUGUAACUCUACAUCAGGCUGCAACUUCUGGUGGCACUGCAACAUAUGAGGGACGUUUUGAUAUUUUGUCCCUUUCUGGUUCAUUUUUGUUAUCUGAGGUAGGUGGUCAGCGAAGCAGGACAGGUGGAUUAAGUGUCUCUUUAUCUGGACCAGAUGGACGAGUUCUAGGUGGUUGUGUGGCAGGUCUUCUCACAGCUGCAUCCCCUGUUCAGGUUAUUGUUGGCAGUUUUAUUGUGGACGGACAAAAGGGAUCAAAAACAAUCAACCAGAUGGAACCUUUAUCUUCUCCACCACAGCUUAAUCCGGUCAGUGGUGCUCCUGGUCCUAACAGCCCACAGUCACGCGGAACUCUCAGUGAAUCAUCUGGUGGGCCUGGGAGCCCACUCAACCAGAACACAGGAGCAUUGAACAACAGUAAUUAUCAAGGAAUGUCAAGCAUGCCGUGGAAGUAAUCUUUCCUUUGAAUUCUCAGUGAUCAGGCAUGAGAUCACUGAUGACAGUUCUCUGGUGAUGUCAAACUGUAAGAAGUUUGUAAUGUUAGCUCCAAAUGUAUCUUAGCUGUGAAAAAAUAAUGUGCUCCAGUGAAUGACUUUGACUCAACUGGUGAGUGCCUAAUGAUCCGAAACGCUGCCGCAGCAGCUUAUGACUUAGAUUCUUGCUAGGACCAAUUGCAUAUUAGUAGUAUUAGAUUAGAUGGUCUUAACAAUUAAGCCCCAUGAUGUAGCUGUGUUUUUAAGCUGUUGUAUGUUUCAUUUAAGAUCCUUGCGUUAUUGCAUAGAUGAUAAUGUUGCAUGUUUUUUUAUAUCAAAUACCAGCGCCAGUAUUAUCUC
This is a messenger RNA of Daucus carota subsp. sativus, 1654 nucleotides long. Its product is annotated as AT-hook motif nuclear-localized protein 10. Lineage: Eukaryota; Viridiplantae; Streptophyta; Magnoliopsida; Apiales; Apiaceae. Gene Ontology annotation, molecular function: minor groove of adenine-thymine-rich DNA binding. The transcript is spliced from 6 exons. The coding region runs from base 197 to 1276 and encodes 359 amino acids. The record is from RefSeq and is a predicted model, not a curated record.